UCUCAAAAUCAAAUGCCACUUCUUCCCAACAGGUACUCAACACGCAACUGAGGUUUUGGUUGAGUGGCUAUGUAUUGUCUCUUAAUAUGUUGUACCUGAGUUCAAAUCUUGUCGAUGGCCAAGGUAAAUAAAAGGGUUAAGUACGAAUUUGGUUUCUAUAGUCGCUGCACCUUGUCCUCGUGCCCUCGCCUCGCCACGACUCACCAAAUGUAUACAAGAAUGGAACUAGAGGCCGUGAGAUGAGGCACAUGCUUUGGUUCGAUCCAACUGAGGACUACCACACUUACUCGAUUCUCUGGAACAACCACCAAAUUGUGUUUUUCGUCGAUAGAGUGCCCAUAAGGGUGUUCAGAAAUAAUGGGAAGGAAAACAAUUUCUUUCCGAAUGAGAAGCCCAUGUACUUGUUUUCGAGCAUAUGGAACGCAGAUGACUGGGCCACAAGAGGAGGACUGGAAAAGACGAACCGGAAAGUAGCACCCUUUGUGUCAUCAUACAAGGAUUUCAACCUCACCACCGCACCUCUCCCUUUCUUCCUUGUCCUCUGCCGUCCAGUUCUCCUUUCCCUCGCUUCUCCUUCAUCACAAACACUAAUUUUUGAACAUGGAUUGUUGUUAAUUUUCUUGUUUCUUGUUAUUAAUGAUAAUUUUGGUGAUGAAUUGCUGUUUUGAUUUCCAUUUAUUUAUGAUUGUUGUUGAA
Molecule: messenger RNA, 696 nt
Organism: Arachis duranensis
Lineage: Eukaryota; Viridiplantae; Streptophyta; Magnoliopsida; Fabales; Fabaceae
Product: probable xyloglucan endotransglucosylase/hydrolase protein 8
Exons: 2
Coding region: 240-668 (142 amino acids)
Biological process (GO): carbohydrate metabolic process
Molecular function (GO): hydrolase activity, hydrolyzing O-glycosyl compounds
Source: RefSeq, a predicted model, not a curated record